This is a messenger RNA of Sclerotinia borealis F-4128, 837 nucleotides long. The record is from the annotation of a GenBank genome assembly. Lineage: Eukaryota; Fungi; Ascomycota; Leotiomycetes; Helotiales; Sclerotiniaceae.
AUGUGGAGUGAUCUCGGUAGCUCUAAUCCAGUGAAUAAUUUGACAGUACCUCGUCUUUCGGUGGCAAUUCCUUCCUUGUCCACGCCGCAACUUGUAGGCGAGGUUGAGGGCUUAAUAACUAUCAAAAAGGCAGCAUACUGUCGUCGAUAUAACAAGGGAGCUAUUGGGGUCAUUGCAGUCGAUUCGGAAAUUAUCGACGAGCAACAUCAAGCAACGUACACUACUCAAAUUGAUCUACGACACGACACGACAGGAAGCGCCUUCAACAUUCUUGAGUGCCGUUCGCGUAGAGAAGUUGCUGUUUCGGCUGCCAAUGAGGGGGGUGAUGAGAAUGGGGAUGGGGAUGGGGAUGGGGACGGGAAGGAGGAUGGAGAGUCUUCUGGAGAGUUGGUUUUCAACUCUUCUGACGAGGUUGUUGAUAUGGCGAUGUCGGAAGUGAUAGAAUGGAGUGACGAUUUCGAAGAGGAAGGGAGGAAGAAUAUUGAGAGUAAGAAAGGGGAUGAGGAUGAAAUCAAAGAUGGGAUGGUCAUGGAGAUAGAGACGAUGGUGAGGAUAGGGAACGGGAUGAGAAUGAGAAUAAGAAUGAGGAUAACGGGACUUUUGACAAUGUGCCAAUUGGAAAAAGAAAAAAGUGGAAUAGGGAUGGGAAUACUGAAGAGGAGAGAAGAAGUCCUAGAAUUUGACUCAGAGAUUGAGAAUAAAGCUGAGGAUGAGGAUGAGGAUGUGGAUGAAAAUGUGAAUGUGGAUGAAGAUGAAGAUACAGGGGAGGAUAUCAAAAGCCGAGAUAAUAGAGAAUCGAGCCUCACCAAGUUCCUAAUAACCCCAUACAUUCAAUAA